Messenger RNA from Hydra vulgaris (swiftwater hydra), 1824 nucleotides. RefSeq names its product polyhomeotic-like protein 2. Gene Ontology annotation, biological process: negative regulation of DNA-templated transcription. Gene Ontology annotation, cellular component: nucleus; PRC1 complex. Lineage: Eukaryota; Metazoa; Cnidaria; Hydrozoa; Anthoathecata; Hydridae. Gene Ontology annotation, molecular function: histone binding; chromatin binding. The record is from RefSeq and is a predicted model, not a curated record.
UAGAAUGUAACUUUGUAUAAAAAAGUACAUUAAAAUAGAUGAUAUAUGGCUAUAUAAAAACCAUUUAUACUUCUAUAAGUUUAAAUUAUGGCUGUUUCAUUGGUGCAAAAAAGUAAUUGGACUAAUAUUACAGAUACUUAUAGUUCUGCUGAUAAUUGUAUAAAAUCGAAAUCAGAUCUUUUUUGUAAUAAGCAUGAUGAAUCGAAAGUUACUUUGUUGAUACAUGUUAUUGAUGGUUGGAUAAUUGAAGAAAGCAAUCAACCAUUUAAGGAUUCAAAUAUUGAUGAAAAUAUAAAUGGGGGUGUUAAGUCAUUAGCAGAGAAUGGUAAAUGUAGUGAUGAUUUUGUAGAAGUUCAGGAAAAAGAAAUUAACACUGUUCAACCUAAUCUUGAGGAUAAAGAUGAGCUUAUGUCACUCUUACCAACAAAAUGCAAAUAUUGUGGAGCUGAGCUACCAGAGAGACGGGCUAUGUGGGGAAAACGUUUUUGUAGUGUAUCAUGUGGUAAAAGGUACAGUGUAAAGUGUUCAAAAAAAGCUAGGAAAGCUCUUCAAAGUAUGUCUACUUUAAAGAAUGAUAAAAAGGUAAACUAUAAGGAAAGUAAAUCCGAAAGAACUAGGAAAUCUGAGAAUUUGAAUCUUUCAAGUAGAGAAGCUUCACCGGAUAGCACAAAGAAAAAUUUGUUAAAAUACCAAGAUUCUGAAUCCACAUUAUGCUUUCCUCCACGAGAUCCUUUGGGUUUUGGUCUUGAUGUUUUUGAUUUUGAAGAUGAACUUUAUGAUGGCAUUGAGCCUAUCCAAAAUUACUCAUUUUUACCAUUAGUAACAUGGUCUGUUAACCAAGUUUCGGACUAUAUAAGCACGAUUCCCGGAUGCGCUCAAUACGUGCCAGUUUUUGAAGCUGAAGAGAUUGACGGUCAGGCAUUAUUGUUAUUAAAGGUAGAGCAUAUGGUUCACGGUAUGAAUAUCAAGGUUGGACCUGCUAUUAAAAUUGCUGCCACUAUACGUUCAAUCAAGUUAAAGUAUGGAAUUAAAACUAGAUCGAAGUAUUUAAGUUCACCAUAGUUUUAAGAUCGCCAUAGCUUUGCGCAAGCUCUAAUGCUUCAGUUUUAAUCAACAACGGUGUCUUUCGUGAUAUAUAGGAGGAACAAGAUUCAAAUAUCUUUGUUUUGAUUGAAAACUUCUUGGCUGCUAUUGGAUUGCUCAUAGAAUAUUGAUUUUAAUGGAAGUUUAGAUAUUAAAUUUCAUAAAGUUCGAAAAUACAUGUAGUGAAUAGACAACAGAAAGUGCAACAGAGUAUGUUAAAAUGCGUAAUGCACUGGUGAAUAUUUUUCGAGUUUAUUAUUCAUUGUUGCAAAUAAGAGGUUCACUAAAUUUGACUUGCUACUGAAUUUAUGGUUAAAGUCUAAAAACUGCUACAAGAGCAUUUUUUUUUACUUGCAACCAAAUUGAGCGAUGUUGACCAGUUAACCAUUAAGAUUCUUUUAAUCCACUGACAUUUUGAACUACAAAUGUAAUUUCUUAUUUUGUAGUUUGAGUUAGUAUUAACUAGCCUUAGUGAAAAAAUCCUGAAAGAUAUUACAUAAAAAUCUUUAAGGACUGUUUUAUAUGAUAUUAGAACAAGUUAUGUUUAGGAUAAAUGCAAUAGGACGUGGCAUAUAUGGUUAACUAUACGUUGAUUCCUAGAGGAGUUUUAUACAAUCUUGCUCAAAAGUAUUAUAGUCUAAUGUAAUUUUAUAUUGAAAUUUUAACAAAUAUUUAAAAUGUACAGUUAGCAAUUAAAUGUAAUAAGUAUUUAUAUAUAUGAAUGUUAUAAAAAAAUUAAAA